AUGUCUAAGCUAGCAACCGAAAAACAAGAACGCAACCCGCGCGGAAUUCCGAAAGCGCCGUUCAUCGCAGAUGUUGCAGAGUUCCUCGGGCCUUCCCCAAGCCCGGAGGAGGCAUUGAAAGAGUUCCAAGCAGCACUAGCGGUACAUGUCACUCAUGAUAGAAAGUACCGUUACAUGGACCAAAACUUGACACAACGGCGGCGAGGUUUGGAAGAGAAGAUCCCGGACAUCAAAAAGACGCUUGCAAUGGUCGAGUUCCUCCAGGAGCGAAGAGAGGGAAAGUCCGCGUCCGACAGUGACCGCGACGACCUGGAUGAUGAAGAUCUUGAAGACGACAGUAGCUCCACGAAACCUCUGGUAACGACGUACGAACUGAACGAUACCUUAUACGCCGAGGCCGAGCUCGAGGACACCGACACGGUCUUCCUAUGGCUAGGCACUGACAACAUUCACCAGGCCAACGUUAUGCUUUCAUACAAGCUACCAGCAGCCGUAGCAUUACUGCGAUCGAAGCUCGACUCCGCACAAAGCAGCCUCGCGACAGUGAUAGAGGAUCUCGAGUUCCUCCGAGAGCAGAUCACCGUCAUGGAGGUCAACACGGCGCGCGUGUACAACUGGGACGUGAAGCGGCGACGAGAGCUGCGCGAGAAGGAAGCGAAAGAGGGGAAAACAGUGGAGGCCAAGGUCGGCUAA
Molecule: messenger RNA, 693 nt
Organism: Trametes versicolor FP-101664 SS1
Lineage: Eukaryota; Fungi; Basidiomycota; Agaricomycetes; Polyporales; Polyporaceae
Product: Prefoldin subunit 3
Exons: 5
Coding region: 1-693 (230 amino acids)
Biological process (GO): microtubule-based process; protein folding; tubulin complex assembly
Cellular component (GO): cytoplasm; prefoldin complex
Molecular function (GO): tubulin binding
Source: RefSeq, a predicted model, not a curated record